UUCCAUUGAAUCAAGGUUCAGACCAUGAAUACAUUUCCUCCUCUGCUUGCAAUCAUCUUUGCCUGUUUGCUAUGCACAAUCAUGUUCUAUACUGGCAAUUGCAACUCCAAUAUUCGCUGCAACAAGAAAGACAAGGAUGCUCUCUAAAAGUUCAAGCAAGGAAUCGAAGAUCCAGCAGGUGUGCUCUUUUCAUGGUCAACUCAACACGAUUGUUGCGAAUGGAAAGGAGUCAUGUGUGACAAUUUCACGAGUAGAGUCACUCAACUCAGUCUUCCUUGUUACACAACUCCUCCAACUUACACUGAUAAAAUAGAUAAAUCACACUGCCUCACAGGUUCCAUUUACCUAUCCUUGUUUGUCCUGGAGUUUGAAUUUCUAUAUCACUUGAAUCUGAGUAAUAACAACUUCUCAACUAUUCAAUUUGGUUCUCAUGUGUAUUCCCUAAAUUGCCAUAAUCUAUCUACUGCUACUCCUUCCCAUCGAUGUGUAAACUCUUCAGAUCUUCGUUAUCUUGAUUUAUCGUUCAACUUUUAUGCCAAGACCAGUCUUCAAUGGCUUUCUCAUUUUUCCUCCUUGAAAUAUCUUAACCUCGAUGGCAUUGAUCUUCACAGGGAAACCAAAUGGCUUCAAUCAGUCAUCAAGCUUCCAUCACUUUUAGAGCUCCACAUGCAUCAUUGUCAUCUUAAAGACUUGAGUCCGAAUCUUCAAUUUGCCAAUUUUACAGCACUCAAAGUUCUUUCUCUUCCUGGAAAUGAUUUUAGGUCAGUGUUACCAAAAUGGCUAUUCAAUUUAAGUAGUGGUAUCUCUUCCAUUGACCUAGGGUCAAAUUUUUUACAAGGUCAACUACCUAAGGCGAUGUUAGAUCUUCGACACUUGGAAAUCUUGAACUUGCACGACAAUUACUUCAACGGACCAAUUCCACAUUGGUUAGGAGAAUUUGAACAUCUGAGACAUCUUAAUCUUAGAAAAAACAUGUUUUCUGGAUCUAUUCCCACAAGUUUGGGAAAUCUAUCAUCCUUAGUUUUCUUAGGGGUCAACUCAAAUAGAUUGACGGGAGUUGUGUCUGAGAAAACUUUUGCCAGACUGUCAAAAUUGAAGAAGUUAGGCAUAUUCAUAUCACCACCAUUAAUCUUUGAUUUUGACUCCAACUGGAUUCCUCCCUUUCAACUUGAGCGAUUAAAUCUUGCAUUUUCAGGAACUAAAUUUCCUGAGUGGUUAUACACACAAAAGUCUCUUGAAUCUUUAAGUAUUUACGAAUCAUCAUUUGAGGGUAGCGAAAAAUUUUGGAAUUUUCUGUCAAGAAUGAAAGAAGUGAAUUUAGAACAGAAUUCGAUAGAUGGGAACUUGUCAAACGUGUUGUUGAACUCUGCUUUCGUAUCUUUGUCAUCAAAUGAUCUGAAGGGUUGGUUGCCUCGAUUGUCAUCGAACGUGGUCGUUGUACGGUUGUCAAACAACUCAUUAUCAGGAAACUUGUCUUCUCUCUUGUGUGAUGAUGAGAUGUUGAAUGGGAAAAGUAAUUUGGUGUACUUGGACGUAUCACUUAAUCGUCUGUCGGGAGGACUUACAAAUUGUUGGGGAAACUGGAAAUCAUUGGUUCAUGUUAAUUUGGGAAGCAAUUAUCUAACAGGCAAGAUAUCACCAUCAAUGGGCCUGUUGCCUAAUCUCACAUCAUUCCAUCUACAUGAAAAUAAGCUCUAUGGAGAAAUUCCCUCCUCGCUGAAAAAUUGUCACUCUUUGUUAAUCUUCAAUGUUCGGGAAAACAACUUUUCAGGAAAUAUACCAAAUUGGAUACCAGAUGCUGCAAAAAUAACAAAAUCUCAGGACAUAUACCCAACUGCCUUCACAAUAUCACAGCCUUAG
Molecule: messenger RNA, 1860 nt
Organism: Vigna umbellata (rice bean)
Lineage: Eukaryota; Viridiplantae; Streptophyta; Magnoliopsida; Fabales; Fabaceae
Source: RefSeq, a predicted model, not a curated record